UGCUCACAAGAGCAUCGGGAGGGGAUUGCAGUCACCGCCACAGACCAAAACGGAGGCUCAUUCUCUGGUUGGGGUUUCACCGGAACGGCUAAACUGAACGACGGAGGUCGGCGGGAAGUGCUGGAUGGCGGCGAGAACAACGCCGAUUGUUCUACCGGCCGUUCAAUUGAAAGCGACAGACUCAAAUGGCGUAAUUCCUCCUUCGAACUCAACCUCUUUUCCCCGUCUAUCAAUUCCAAAGCCUUCUUGGAUAGUCAGAACUGAGUCAAAUGUUAGGAGAGAAAAAAGAAAGAAGCCAGAUCCACCUUGUGCGAUAUGCCAUGGAAGUGGAAGAGUUGAUUGUCACGACUGUUGUGGAAGAGGGAGGACAAAUUCUGUUCACCUAGAAAUGCUUCCAAAAGGGGAAUGGCCAAAAUGGUGUAGAGCUUGUGGUGGGAGUGGUCUUGGCUACUGCUCUCGUUGCCUCGGGACAGGAGAGUAUCGGUAUAUUAUGGGGUUCCAAUUCAUGAAGAUGGAGGACAAUGAAAAUGAAACUCAGGAUGUCAUGAAGUAUGAAAAUCAAACCAACCAACAACGUCGAGGUCCCGGAGGCGCAGAGUCUCUUCUACAUGAUGAGUCGAGUUCAGAGCCAGAAAUUUGAGAGAAGGUACAUGGCGUGGUAAUGGUAGAACAGCUAGGAUACAAUUUGACUUUACAUUUUGGAUGGAUCAUAAAAACGCAGUCUAAUCGGCCAAUUUGACAUAAGCUUAAAGGGGGCAAUGGUUCAUCUGUAUCUCUCACUUCUGUAACCGUUGAACUAAAAAAAAAUCAGCUAACUUAGAUAAGACAUCAUACCCUCAACGACACAUUGAGAGACAUGAAUCCAAUCUAGAAAAUAAUUGGAUUA
Molecule: messenger RNA, 886 nt
Organism: Cucurbita moschata (crookneck pumpkin)
Lineage: Eukaryota; Viridiplantae; Streptophyta; Magnoliopsida; Cucurbitales; Cucurbitaceae
Exons: 4
Coding region: 125-640 (171 amino acids)
Source: RefSeq, a predicted model, not a curated record